CCACAUCCCCCAGCAACGAAGAGGUGCAACAAGGUAGCGACAAAGAGAAUGCAGCUCCAGUCCGUUCGUUGCUUUCACCCCGUCCCCCAUUCUUCCACCACCCUAUCUCUCGGUAAUUUCGGGUGGAAAAACGUCGGAUUUCGACCUGGAAACGCCUCUAAGAGGGCAAGUAAGGUGUUCUCCUUUUUGCCUGACUUGGAGAAUUCUCAUGGAGUAAAAAAGGUGGUUCUUUCUACUCCCAAUUCAAAUGCUCGCCCCAUGGCGGACACUCCAAAUUCUGGUGUGGUUCAAAGGUCUGGUUCUGUUGGGAGGAUUGGUUUGGACCCCUUCCGUGGGAAGUCAGGUUCAGUUUCUUUCUGUGGAUUGACCCACCAGCUGUUGGAAGAGAGGAAAUUGGUUUCAUCCCCUUUCAGGGAUGGUACGGGGUCGUAUGUUUGGGCUGUCGGCCCAGUCGCAUUGAUAUUGUCACUGGUCCUUCCCCAAUUUUUCCUUGGCAAUGCUAUUGAAAUAUUACUCAAAGAUGAGAUUCUUGCAGAAAUUGUAGCAUCAUUGUCUUCAGAGGCUAUAUUUUAUGCCGGGCUUGCUGCAUUUCUAUCUAUAACAGAUCAUGUGCAGCGCCCAUAUCUUGACUUCAGCUCAAAGAGAUGGAGCCUCAUCACAGGCCUCAGAGGAUACUUGUCUUCUGCCUUCUUCACCAUGGGUUUCAAGGUGUUUGUUCCUAUUCUUGCUGUAUAUGUUGCUUGGCCAGUUAUUGGUCUCCCAGCUGUGGUUGCAGUUGCUCCAUUUCUACUCGGAUGUGCAGCUCAAUUUGCAUUUGAGAUGCAUGUUGACAAGCGUGGUUCAUCUUGUUGGCCUGUACUGCCAAUUAUCUUUGAGGUAUAUAGAUUGUUUCAGUUAAAUAAAGGAGCACAUUUUAUUGAAAAAUUGAUGUUUUCUAUGAGAGGAUCCUCCAUGACCCCUGCAUUAAUGGAAAGAGGUGCAACAUUGGUUUCCAUGCUAGUUGUUCUGCAAGUCCUUGGUGUUGUUUGUUUGUGGUCCUUGACUACAUUUCUUCUAAGACUCUUCCCUUCUAGACCUGUGGCAGAGAACUACUAAAUGUGUUGUUGGCUAACUUCACCUGUCACGGAGACUGUUGGUCCUGAAUUGGAAGCGGAAAAUGGUCCUCAGUGGCAUUCUUUGCCGCUUUGCCUUGGUCCUCAACAACAGAGGUUACAGUCAACUGCAAAUUUAUGGCCUCGGGGCCUCUUGAUCUGCAUUGCUGUAUUAUAUUUGCCUUUGAUGGUUCUGAUGUAACCUGUGCUGUGAAAAGAACUGAAUUUUAGUUAUCAUCUUUCUGAUAACUUUCAUAUGUACGAAAUUAGUCCAUUUUUCUCCAUUGUACCUCACAUUUUUUAUCUCACUGCCCGUGCUUGAUCUUUACUUAUGUACUUGAAGAUUGAGAACAAGGAUCCCAACCAGAAUUUUAUGCAUGAUAGCAAAUUUUGCUUA
Messenger RNA from Elaeis guineensis (African oil palm), 1488 nucleotides. The record is from RefSeq and is a predicted model, not a curated record. Lineage: Eukaryota; Viridiplantae; Streptophyta; Magnoliopsida; Arecales; Arecaceae.